CCCGGCGGAGACUGCGGCGGCUGCGCGGAGGAGCGAAGUGCUUGCUGGGGCGGGGGUGCGCGACGGCGCCGGGGGCUGCGGUGAACGCCUCGCAGGCCGUGCAGUUCCCAGCGGGGAGGCGCCGUCGCCAUUGCCGCCUCGCUCGGUGAGCGCGUCCCGCUCGCCGAGCAGGGCCCCAGCCGACCGCCGGCACCAUGGGCCAGUGCGGCAUCACCUCCUCCAAGACCGUGCUGGUGUUUCUCAACCUCAUCUUCUGGCAAAAGAAAGCUCACGGGAAAACCAGCGGUAUACAGCCAUGCCAGGGCCGCUCAACACCUCCUGAGCUAGGAGGCUCCGAGCCUGGCCUCCUGGCUGGGGGCCAUAGCAAAGAUGUUUUAACUGUUGCACUGGCUCUUCACUAUCAGAUGGGAGCAGCUGGCAUUUUAUGCUAUGUGGGAGCCUACGUCUUUAUCACUUACGACGACUAUGACCACUUCUUUGAAGAUGUGUACACUCUCAUCCCUGCUGUGGUGAUCAUAGCUGUAGGGGCCCUGCUCUUCAUUAUCGGGCUGAUUGGCUGCUGUGCCACAAUCCGGGAAAGCCGGUGUGGACUUGCCACGUUUGUCAUCAUCCUACUCUUGGUUUUUGUCACAGAAGUUGUUGUAGUGGUUUUGGGAUAUGUUUACAGAGCGAAGGUGGAAAAUGAGGUUGAUCGCAGCAUUCAGAAAGUAUAUAAGACCUACAAUGGAACCAGCCCUGAUGCUGCUAGCCGGGCUAUUGAUUAUGUUCAGAGACAGCUGCACUGUUGUGGAAUUCACAACUAUUCAGACUGGGAAAAUACAGACUGGUUCAAAGAAACCAAAAACCAGAGUGUCCCUCUUAGCUGUUGCCAAGAGACUGCCAGCAGCUGUAAUGGCAGUCUGGCCCACCCCUCGGACCUCUAUGCCGAGGGGUGUGAGGCUCUAGUUGUGAAGAAGCUACAAGAAAUCAUGAUGCAUGUUAUCUGGGCAGCGCUGGCAUUUGCAGCUAUUCAGCUGCUGGGCAUGCUGUGUGCCUGCAUCGUAUUGUGCAGAAGGAGUAGAGAUCCUGCUUACGAGCUCCUCAUCACCGGCGGAACCUAUGCGUAGCAGAAAACUCAAGCCUGAGCUUUUUAGUCUUGUUUAUGAUUUGGAAGGUGAAUUGAGCGGGUCCACUACUAUUGGCCUCCUGAGUUCAUUUAGUUAAAGCACACAUACACAGGUGUUGGACAGAGCAGUUUGGCUCUUCAUGUGUCCACCUUCUUACCUUACCACCUAUGACUUUCUUUUCCUCUGUUCUGGCUGACUCUCCAUGUCCGUAAGUGUUUAAGUACGGCAGUAAAUGUUCUAAUCUCAGAACCGUUUGCGAGUUGCGUAGUUUGCUGGAAUUAAAGGCGGAUGUGGGCCUGCUUCUGUUACCUCCAAGCAGUAAUGGGACUGCUGCUGAAGUAUCAUGGGGUCCUUUCAGUCUUCACAAUGGAGAACUCUUGGCCAAAGGUUUCUUGGGGGAGGGGGAGGCAGUCAGCUGUCUGGUUAAAGUUAAUACCAGAUGGUGCCCCUCAUCAGUGUCCUUUUAAAAAUAUAUAUACUAUAGUCCAGUAAGAUAGCAACUGUACAAAAUGGCUAAAAUAGAUUUUAGAAUCAUACAGUAUGUAUCUUGGUUCAUCUUCAAAAUAAGACUGAUCUUUGAAACUAGCGGUUUUUAAUCAAAGCUGGCUUUAUAGGAGGAGUAUAAUGUAUGCACUACUGUUUUAAAACAAUUAGUGUGAGUGUGUGCGUGUGUUUUUGUAUGAUCGAGCCCAUUCAUCGUAAGUCUAAACUUGUUAGAAAUAAUGUACCCAUGUAGACUAGCAAAAUAAGUAUGUAGAUGUGAUCUCAGUUGUAAAUAGAAAAAUCUAAUUCAAUAAACUCUGUAUCACUCCCU
Messenger RNA from Hippopotamus amphibius kiboko, 1920 nucleotides. RefSeq names its product tetraspanin 3 (gene TSPAN3). The transcript is spliced from 8 exons. Lineage: Eukaryota; Metazoa; Chordata; Mammalia; Artiodactyla; Hippopotamidae. The record is from RefSeq and is a predicted model, not a curated record. The coding region runs from base 195 to 1106 and encodes 303 amino acids. Gene Ontology annotation, biological process: regulation of vascular endothelial growth factor signaling pathway; protein maturation; protein localization to plasma membrane. Gene Ontology annotation, cellular component: membrane.